AUGUCAGUUGAACAGGCAGUCAUAACUGAAGUUGAUAGGAAGAAGGCUAAGAAGAUCACUGCUAUAAGACAAUGUUUACAGAGAGUACCAGUUGAUGUAGAAGGAUUGAGACGAUGUUCAGUUACAGAGUUUGGGUUUGUAAACAAUGACAUUAGAACCUCAGUAUGGCCAAUCCUACUGGAUAUCAAUCAGAGCAAGAUUAUAAAUCAUGAGAGUGCCAUCAUCGAGCAUAAAGAUACAGAUCAGGUCACCAAAGAUGUAGAGCGAUCAAUGUGGAGAUUUACAAAGGGUAAAUCAAAGCUAAGAGAGAAGAAACGAGCAGAGUUGACAAGGAUCAUCAAUGCCAUACUGUCACUGUAUCCACAACUGCACUACUUCCAAGGAUACCAUGAGAUAGGUAGUAUCCUAUUGAUGGUCACAAAUGAGCGACUGUCAUUCGCCAUGCUCGAGAGACUCAGUCUGAAUCAUAUUGGUGACAGUAUGCGACCAUCAUUCUCCGAGGUAUCAAAGAUACUCAAUCUCCUAUUUCCUCUAUUAUCCUUUGUUGACAAACAAACACAUCAAUUCAUUGUCAACUCUGAAGUUCAACCAAUGUUUGCGAUCAGUUGGCUGAUCACAUGGUUCGCUCACAACUUUGAAGAGCUGGAACCAACUGCAAGACUCUUUGACUUCUUCUUGGCAUCACAUCCACUCAUUCCCUUGUACUUUUCUUUAAUUACCUAUCUCAAGAAAGACUUGUUGAAACUUGAAUGUGCUUAUGACACUGUACAUCAUUACUUCUCCAACCUUCCAGAUGAUCUGCCUCUGGACCUACUUAUUCAACAAACACAGAAGCUCUAUGACAAGAUACCUCCAAAGAAACUUCAAGAGCGAGCGGAUAUUCAGUUAUCCAUCGAAUCACCAAUGACCAAUUAUCCAUUCAACUGGAUGAUAUCGAUACAUGGUAAACAACAGAAGAGGAGCCAUUAUAGAUAUUAUGUUCUGGGCCUGCUGGUGUUGGGCGCUUCCUUCUUGUUUGCCUACCUCAACACAUCAAAGGCGUAUGGACCAUAUAUUGGUAGCCUUGGCAUUAGCAGUCAACGAUUCAUUCAUUCACUUGGCAACUCGGGUGCCAACUGGUUAUCAUCGAUCAAAAAAUACAUUGGCUAUUAA
Acytostelium subglobosum LB1 is the source of this 1152-nucleotide messenger RNA. RefSeq lists its product as hypothetical. Gene Ontology annotation, cellular component: endoplasmic reticulum membrane. The record is from RefSeq and is a predicted model, not a curated record. Lineage: Eukaryota; Evosea; Eumycetozoa; Acytosteliales; Acytosteliaceae. Gene Ontology annotation, molecular function: GTPase activator activity. The coding region runs from base 1 to 1152 and encodes 383 amino acids. Gene Ontology annotation, biological process: endoplasmic reticulum to Golgi vesicle-mediated transport; positive regulation of GTPase activity. The transcript has 6 exons.